Molecule: messenger RNA, 1388 nt
Organism: Acomys russatus (golden spiny mouse)
Lineage: Eukaryota; Metazoa; Chordata; Mammalia; Rodentia; Muridae
Gene: Ggta1
Product: glycoprotein alpha-galactosyltransferase 1 (inactive)
Exons: 7
Coding region: 274-1323 (349 amino acids)
Biological process (GO): carbohydrate metabolic process
Cellular component (GO): vesicle; membrane; Golgi apparatus
Molecular function (GO): hexosyltransferase activity
Source: RefSeq, a predicted model, not a curated record
CGCGCUGCCGGGAGGAGGCGCGCACCCGGCCCGGCACACCCGGGCGGAGCAGCCACCCGGUCUCCUGCAGCGCAGGGCGCCGCCCGCCAGCGCCGUCCUGUUCCCAGCGCGGCCGACCGCAUCCGCCGGGCCUGGUUCUGCAGAUCAGGAGCUGGAACACGGCACCUUCCUUUCCUCUGAGCUGUGCCUCCUUCGGCAGGCCGGAGCUCAAUAGGACUCCCUUGCUUUGCUGUUUGCUCUGAAGGGACCGCAGCAGACAAUGAGGAGAAAAUAAUGAAUGUCAAGGGAAAAGUAAUCCUGUCGACGCUGGUUGUCUCAACUGUGGUCGUCGUGUUUUGGGAAUAUGUCAACAGCCAAGAAGGCUCUUUCUUGUGGAUUUACCACACAAAGACCCACAGUUAUCAAGAAGAGGACGUAGAAAGAGGGAGAGAAAAGGAAAAACAUGAAAACAGUAUUCAAGAGCCUCCGCUGUGGGACUGGUUCAAUCCAAAGAACCGCCCGGAGGUUUUGACAGUGACCCCAUGGAAGGCGCCAGUUGUGUGGGAAGGCACUUACGACACAGCUCUGCUGGAAAAGUAUUAUGCCAGACAGAAAAUCACCGUGGGGCUCACAGUCUUUGCUGUGGGAAAGUACAUUGAGCAUUACUUGGAAGACUUUCUGGAGUCUGCAAACAGGUACUUCAUGGUUGGCCACAGGGUCAUCUUUUACGUCAUGAUGGACGACGCCUCCAAAAUGCCUUUGGUACAUCUGAGCCCUCUGCAUUCGAUACAAGUGUUCGAGAUCAGAUCCGAGAAGCGGUGGCAGGACAUCAGCAUGAUGCGCAUGCGCACCAUCGGCGAGCACAUCCUGGCCCACAUACAGCACGAGGUCGAUUUCGUCUUCUGUAUGGAUGUGGAUCAGGUCUUCCAAGACAAUUUUGGUGUGGAAACCCUGGGCCAGUUGGUAGCUCAGCUCCAGGCCUGGUGGUACAAGGCCAGCCCUGACGAGUUCACCUAUGAGAGGCGGGAGCUGUCGGCGGCGUACAUCCCGUUUGGACAGGGAGAUUUUUAUUACCAUGCCGCCAUUUUCGGAGGGACGCCCAUCCAUAUUCUCAAUCUCACCAGGGAGUGCUUUAAGGGGAUCCUUCAGGACAAGAAAAAUGACAUCGAGGCAGAGUGGCACGAUGAGAGCCACCUCAACAAGUAUUUCCUUGUCAACAAACCGACUAAAAUCCUCUCUCCAGAGUAUUGCUGGGACUAUCAGAUAGGCCUGCCUUCAGAUAUUAAAAGUGUCAAGAUAGCUUGGCAGACAAAAGAGUAUAAUUUGGUUAGAAAUAAUGUCUGACUUCAAAUUGUGAUGGUAGAUUCCUAAAUCUGACAGCAUUAUUCCGGCUAAUUCCUCAAAAAAAA